Molecule: messenger RNA, 2378 nt
Organism: Argiope bruennichi
Lineage: Eukaryota; Metazoa; Arthropoda; Arachnida; Araneae; Araneidae
Product: stathmin-like
Exons: 8
Coding region: 276-1307 (343 amino acids)
Biological process (GO): regulation of microtubule polymerization or depolymerization; neuron projection development; microtubule depolymerization
Cellular component (GO): neuron projection; cytoplasm
Molecular function (GO): tubulin binding
Source: RefSeq, a predicted model, not a curated record
CGUCUGAAGUCUGGACGAACGUAUAUCCCGGCCCUGCGCACAGUUACUGGGUGUUGGCUUUCCCGCAAGGUGGAACCGGGAAUCAGGAUACUUGAUGAAGGUUUCGUAAAAUCUGCAGACCAUUAGUUUUUAGGAAACUUAGGGGAUAAGUAUUGAUCACAUCGAAACCUUAAAAUCCUCCUUGUGCUUCCUGGGUUCAAAAAAGAGCUUCUCGUAGAAAAAGUUAACCUUCACUGUAUUUAUUGACAAAGCUUCGUUCUACACGCUACGUGAAGAUGGUAGCCACAACGUUUAUAUCGCAAACUUUAACAAAAUCUUUCUUGCAGUGCUUUUGCAAAACUUGCCAAGUGCCUAAUGUAGAGAAAAAAGUAAUCUCUCCACCACCCAGGACUUCUAGUGUGGUGAGAAGGCCGCCGAAGAAAGUCGCCUUCCUGGCCACUGAAGUAAGAUGCUCCGAGCACUCCAAAGGUGGCAUCAAAUAUGAGCUUGUUCUCUCAGAACCAGUUGUGGAAUCGCCAAAACAUGUUGCCCUCUCGCCUCCCAAAUCGAAUCUUUCCAUUGAAGAUAUUGAAAAGAAACUCAAAGCUGCUGAAGAACGAAGACAGUCCAUAGAACUUAAAAAGCUGGAAUUUGUGACUGAGAAGCUAGGCAACUUGGAAAAUGUCAAAGUUAAGAAAGAAGAAUUCAACCAUAAUUUUAUGCAGUCUUCUAAAGAAACCUUGGAGCAGAAGUUGGAAUCUAUGAAAGAAAAUAGAGAAUCACACUUAAAAAAUAUCCAAGAAAAAGCUAGAGAGAUUACAACCAAAGUUGAAGAAAAGCGAAAAGGUGGCAACUCUCCUGACAGAGAAGAAAAGCUUGAAGCCAUCAAAAGGAAGUUGGAUACUGCCCAGGAGCAAAGAGAGGCCAUCCUCAAUAAUUUGCAAGACAAAUUGAAAGAACAUGAUAAACAUAUUGCUGAAGUGAAGAAACAGAUGGAAGAACAGACUGAAAAUCUCCGCGAGAAGAGCAUCAAGAAAUUGGAGCUAGCUCAAAUAAAGAGGGAGUCUAUGUUAAAAGAAAUCCAAGAGAAGAUGAAGGAGCAUGAAUCCCAUAUUCUUAAAGUUCGACAAUUAAAUGAAAUAAAUCACGGUGAAGAACGAUUGAGUCAAAUUCAACAGAAACUGAACAGCGCUGAGCGCAAACGAACUAUUCAAUUCCAAGCUAUGCUGGAAAAGCUCCAGGAACAUGAGCGACACAUUGAAGAAGUGCGACAGAAAGCUAUGUCUGUUAACAAUGAUGAAAACUGCAAAGAAAAUUUAUCGGGAUAAAUUUUCAAGCAAACCAUUGUUUGCUGGAAAUGUAACUGAUUAUUUUUAUGUUCCAAUCUGGCUGUUUCAACCUUAAUUUUACUUCUUUGAAGCAAACUAUGUGAUUUGCAUGAACAUGGUUAUUUCACAUUUUGAAAUAUAGAAAUCAGUGCUCCCACAUUUUUGUAAUGUCAGUUCUGCUGUGUGCCAUAAAAAAAAAAAGAGAAAUCAAAUGAUUCUUCUAACAAAGUUUAAGCAAAUGGCUUACCAAAAAUCGAAUGUAUGUGUUCUAAAUGUCACUAUAUAAUUCAUUUUGCAAUUUGUGCAUUAGUGUCCACUUACCUACAACUGUAACCUGUUUUGCAUUUCUUUUACACUAAUGUCGAUUUUAUAUAUAUAUACUCUUAUGGCCAGAUGCUCUAGCCAAUAUCUGCAGGGCAGAUAUGUAACUAUGCAAGAGGUUUUAAUUUAACUGUUAUUAACCAAAGUUCGAUAUUUUAUGUACCAAUUCGGAAUAUUUUGUUAACAAAUUGUGUAGUACUUACAGAAAUGUCUUGUGCCAGUCGUUUUGCACUGUUCUGGAUUGUUGUGUCCCAACCUGUUAUGUCAUCUGAAUAUACUGCUGUGCCCUUUUUCACAUUUUAAAGCCUUUAACUAUGAGCAUGUAAUAUCAGAUAAUUUCUAAAUGGACCAAUCUUGAUGGUUAGCCUGUAGAAAUGGGAAUUGCUUUUGCCUUAUGUAAUUUUUGCGCACUGUGAUUUCAAUUUUAUAGUGGUGCUGUCUGAUAUACUUAAUGUACGUUAAGAAAUUAUUCUUGUAUUUGUUUCUAACUUCUUUUUAUUGCUAUGUUCUAUUUUUAUACUGCUGUUCAUUUGCAUCCAUUUUGUCUAUAUUACAACUUGUCUGCCUUAUUAGCUAGGUCAUAUCAAAUCUAGUGUCUCUACGUCAAUUCCAAGGUCUUAAUUGUUUGAAACCUCUGAAGCAACCGUAUAGAAUAGCUUAUAAGAAGCGUAAGGCAAGAAAAACAGAAUUAGCAAUGUAUCAAGCAUAUGAUUAAAUCUAGAUUUGUUCAUUAAAAAUGUCCUACAAACA